Homarus americanus (American lobster) is the source of this 1485-nucleotide messenger RNA. Its product is annotated as proline-rich protein 2-like. The transcript has a single exon. The record is from RefSeq and is a predicted model, not a curated record. NCBI's taxonomy places the organism in Eukaryota, Metazoa, Arthropoda, Malacostraca, Decapoda, Nephropidae. The coding region runs from base 1 to 1485 and encodes 494 amino acids.
AUGCAGGGCCCCCAGUCACACAGAGCCCCCAGCCACACAGGGCCUCCAGUCAUGCAGGGGCCCCCCAGCCACACAGGGCCUCCAGUCAUGCAGGGCCCCAGCCACAGAGCCCCCCAGCCACACAGCCUCCAGUCAGCAGGCCCCCAGCCAUACAGAGCCCCCCAGUCAUACAGGGCCUCCAUCAUACAGGGGCCCCCAGCCAUACAGAGCCCUAACACAGGGCUCUCAGUCAUGCAGGGCCCCAGCCAUACAGAGCCCCCAGUCAUGCAGGGCCUCCAGUCACACAAGGCCCCAGCCAUACAGGGCCCCCAGCCAUACAGGGCCUCCAGUCAUGCAGGGCCCCCACACACAGGGCCUCCAGUCAUGCAGGCCCAGACACAGGCCCCCCAGUCACAGGGCCCCACACACAGGGCCCCAGCUCAUACAGGGCCCCCAGCCACACAGGGCCUCCAGUCAUGCAGGGCCCCCAGCCAUACAGAGCCCCCAGUCAUACCAGGGCCUCCAGUCACACAGGCCCCAGCCAUUCAGGGCCUCCAGUCAUGCAGGGGCCCCCAGCCAUACAGGGCCUCCAGUCAUGCAGGCCCCAGUCACACAGAGCCCCCAGCCACACACAGGGCCUCCAGUCAUGCAGGGCCCCAGCCAUACAGGGCCCAGUCAUGCAGGGCCCCCAGCCACACACAGACCCCCAGUCACAGGGCCUCCCAGUCAUACAGGGCCCCCAGCCACAGAGCCCCCAGUCAUACAGGGCCCAGCCACAGGCCUCCAGUCAUGCAGGGCCCCAGCCACAGGGGCCUCCAGUCAUGCAGGGGCCCCCAGCCACAGGGCCCCCAGUCACAGGGCCUCCAGUCAUACAGGCCUCCAGUCACAGGCCCCAGCCACACAGGCCUCCAGUCAUGCAGAGCCCCCAGCCACACAGGGCCUCCAGUCAUGCAGGGCCCCCAGCCACAGGGCCUCCAGUCAUGCAGGCCCCAGCCACACAGGGCCCCCCAGUCAUACAGGGCCUCCAGUCAUACAGAGGCCUCCAGUCAUACAGGGCCCCCAGCCACAGGGCCUCCAGUCAUGCAGGGCCCCCAGCCAUACAGUGCCCCCAUUCAUACAGAGCCCCAGCCAUACAGGGCCUCCAGUCAUGCAGGGCCCCAGCCACAGGGCCUCCAGUCAUGCAGGGCCCCCCAGCCACAGGGCCCCCAGUCACACAGGCUCCAGUCAUACAGGGCCCAGUCAUACAGGGCCCCCAGCCAACAGGCCCAGUCAUGCAGGGCCCCAGCCAUACAGAGCCCCCAGUCAUACAGGGCCUCCAGUCAUACAGGGCCCCCAGCCAUUCAGGGCCCUCCAGUCAUGCAGGGCCCCAGCCAUACAGGGCCCCAGUCAUGCAGGGCCCCCAGUCAUACAGAGUCCCCAGCCAUACAGGGCCUCCAGUCAUGCAGGGCCCCAGCCAUACAGGGCCUCCAGUCAUGCAGGGCCCCAGCCACAGAGCCCCAGUCAUAG